Molecule: messenger RNA, 1968 nt
Organism: Anisakis simplex (herring worm)
Lineage: Eukaryota; Metazoa; Nematoda; Chromadorea; Rhabditida; Anisakidae
Source: the annotation of a GenBank genome assembly
AGUCGAAACGGUAAGCAAGUAACGUGGACAGAUCUAACAGUAACAGUGCCGCUAAACGCGAAUCGAAAUUCACAUUUUUGGCAUAAAGCGAGUGAUGAUGAACGUAAAACAGUUCUGAACGAAGUGUCUGGUUACGCAUGUCCUGGCGAGCUGCUUGCAAUAAUGGGUGGGAGUCAAUAUAUGCUAGCUCUUCUCAGCCUUGAAACGUGGCAUUUCAGCGGUACCGGUAAGACUGUAUUGAUGAAUACGUUGACGGGAUUCGAACAGAAGAAUGUCAAAGUGACCGGAGUGGUCACUGUGAACGGUGAGGAAUUGCAGUCGACCGAUAUGAGACGUGUUUCGGCUUAUGUGCAACAAGGCGAUUUGUUCAUCGGUACUUUGACAGUCAGAGAGCAACUGCAGUUCUCGGCAGAAAUGCGAAUGGAUCGAAGUAUACCAAAAGAACUGAGGGAAAAAAGAGUUAAACAAGUCAUUAAAGAUCUUGGAUUGGGUAGGUGUGAGAACACACUUAUCGGUGUUCCGAACAGAGUCAAGGGUAUUUCAUGUGGUGAAAGUAAACGGUUGGCGUUCGCUUGUGAGAUUCUCACCGACCCACCGAUUCUGUUCUGUGAUGAGCCAACGUCUGGACUAGAUGCUUUCAUGGCUGCACAAGUGGUCAGCUGCCUCAAAGAUAUGGCCAGACAAAGGAAGACAAUCAUCGUAACUAUACAUCAACCGUCAACCCAAGUCUUUCAUAUGUUCGACAACCUUUGUUUGAUGGCGAUGGGACAAGUGGCUUAUUUUGGUCCGGUUGCGAGAGUGUGCGAUUUUUGGAAUGAGUCAGUUGCCUAUCGUCACUCACUCUUCAUAUCAGUUAUCGAAUACGACUAUUUCAGUGCUUGCUACGUUCUAAGUUGUCUUAUAAGGCUUCCAUUUGACUGCAGGAUCGGUCUUGAAUGUCCACCAACGUUCAAUCCAGCUGAUCAUGUGAUACGAACACUGUCAGUUGCUGAAACGGACCAAGUGACGUCUACUGAUCGAAUACGUAUGAUACGAACGAAGUAUGAGGAAUCAGAGUAUGGAAUGAAAGUGUAUAGAAAAACACAUGGAAAGGGAUCGAAGCACUUAAUUGGAAAUGCAGAUUUAAGAGGAGUGAAGAAAUAUCCGGUAGGCUUCUGCAAACAAACUGCAGCGUUAUUUCGACGUUCAUUUCUGACCACAUUGCGCGAUCCACUUUUGUUAAAAGUAAAAUUCAUUCAAGUUAUUGCUACCUCUCUUGUUAUUGGAAUCGUGAACUUGCGCACAAAACUCAGCGGACCAACAGUAAUGAAUAUUGAGGGUGUUCUCUAUAAUACCGUUCGAGAUAUGAACUUCAUGUUCUUAUUCCCGUCAAUCAACACAAUGACUUCGGAAUUGCCCAUUUUUCUUCGAGAACAUCGCUCUGGUGUGUAUCGAGCUGAAACGUACUUCAUUGCGAAAUCAUUUGCUGAGGUGCCACAAUACACUAUUUUGCCGAUUGUAUACUCGAUAAUAGUAUAUUGGAUGAGUGGAUUGAAUGCAAAUAUUUUAUCCUUCAUCACCUAUACUUUACUCACAAUUUUGUUGACAUACGUUGCCAUCUCUAUCGCGUACGCUGGUGCUUGCGUGUUCGGUGAAGAUAGUUUAGCAUUAACCUAUAUGCCUUGUUUCAUUCUACCGAUGCUCGUUUUCGGUGGCUUUUACAUCAGUUUCCAUUCGAUUCCAUUCUACUUCAGUUGGUUUUCACUCUUAUCGUGGUUUCGUUACGGCUUCGAAGCACUUCAGAUCAAUCAGUGGCGGAGUAUUUCGAUAAUCCCAGUGCAAAAUAAUCGAUUCAUCAUUCAGCUCCAAUCUACUGGCUUUGAGGAUGUGAAAACGGAACGAUGGAGAGCUCAGUUGACGGUUAUUGUCCAGCGCGGGAUGGAGUUGGCUUAUUGGUUCGACGUGGAAUGGGAACAUCCAAAUCCAUGA